AUGAUAUGGAAGAAAUACGCAGGGUUUGCGUUUCUUUACUCUCAUCAUCUUCUAAAAUCUUCAGUUUUAAGUACUACUGCUAUAAAUCCAGUUCCCAUAAAGCUUCAACAUAAUUCUUCUUCGCCUUUGCUUCCAGUCAAUGUCCAAGUCAUUCAUGCCAAUAAAAUGAAAGAUGGGUCUGCUCGCGACUUAUCUGCCACUAACUAUGUUUUAAAUCUUUACACAAAAAGUAAUCAUUUAGCCUCUGCACAGAAGCUAUUCGAUGAAAUUCCUCAAAAAGAUGUUCGAACUUGGACGAUACUCAUAUCGGGUUUUGCUCAAUUUGGGUUUAAUGGAAAUGCAUUAUCGUUGUUCAUUAAAAUGCGAAAAGAGGGUAUUGUAAUUCCUAAUGAGUUCACUUUAUCUAGUGUUUUCAAGUGUUGUUGUAGUGUUAGUAACGGGCUUAGAUUAGGAAAGUCCAUACACGGCUGGAUUGUCGUUACUGCUGCAGUUGAUUUGGAUGUUGCUUUGGAGAAUGCUAUACUUGAUCUUUAUGUUAAAUGUGAGUCUUUGGGUUAUGCUAAGCGCUUCUUUGAACGGAUGAGUGAUAAAAAUGUUGUGUCUUGGAAUAUAAUGCUGGCAGGGUAUCUCGGUACAGAUGAUAUGGCGACAAGUGUUGAACUCUUUAAAAUAAUGCCUGAAAAGGAUGUUUCAAGUUGGAAUACAAUCAUUGAUGGACUUUUGCAACAUGGGUUUGAUAGGGAUGCCCUUAAGCUCCUACGUCAAAUGACCUUAGAUGGGACUUCUUUUAACAAUGUUACGUUUUCUAUAUCAUCAGCGUUGAUGUCUUCGCUUAGAAAUCUUGAAUUAGGAAGGCAAAUCCAUGGUAAAGUGAUGAGGUUGUCAAUGUACAAAGACACACUUGUAAGGGCCUCCUUAAUUUUUAUGUACAGCAAAUGUGGUCAGAUGGAGAAGGCUUCUAGGAUUUUCCAAGAAUUUCGUCAAGGUAUUGUUGAAGUACAACAUUCACAUUUUAUUCCGUGGAGUACCAUUAUAUCAGGUUAUAUUCACAAUAGCAUGCUGAAAGAUGCUUUACAAGUCUUUAGCUCCAUGGUACGUGAUCAAUUGGAAGUUGAUGUUUUUACACUCUCAAGCAUUGUUAGUGCUUCUGCAAGUAGUGGGCUUUUGGAACUUGGCUGGCAGAUUCAUUGCUAUGUCCAAAAACUUGGACACAUAAGUGACAUAUUUUUUAUUUCAGCAAUUAUUGACAUGUAUGCCAAAUGUGGAAAGUUAGAUUCUGCUCAGUUGUUUUUUGAGCAAACCCAAACUCGGAAUAUUGUGGUAUGGACUACUAUGAUAAACAGUUAUGCUAUACAUGGAAAAGGAUCCGAUGCUGUUCAGCUAUUUGAGCUUAUGCUGAAUCAGAGAAUUGCACCAAAUGAAGUAAGUUUCAUUAGUGUUUUAACUGCAUGUGGUCAUGCAGGUUUGGUGAAAGAAGGAUGCAAGUAUUUGAGGUUGAUGAAACAAGUUUAUGGCAUCAAGCCUGGUCUUGAACAUUUCUCUUGUAUGGUUGAUCUUUUUGGCCGAGCAGGUUGUUUAGAUGAGGCUUAUGAUUUCAUUCACGAGAAGGGCAUCUCUAGCAUGUCUGAAGUUUGGAAGGUACUUUUAUCUUCUUGCUUGGUGCACAAAAAUGUUAAGAUGGCAAGACAUGUUUCUGAGAAAUUGCUACAACUUCAGCCAAGUGAACACAGUCCUUACAUUCUGUUGUCAAAUACUUGUUCAGAGCAUGAAAAUUGGGAUGAAGCAUCAAAAUUAAGGGGUUUGAUGCAGGAAAGGAAAGUUAUGAAACAUCCGGGUCAAUCAUGGACUUAG
Messenger RNA from Solanum lycopersicum (tomato), 1851 nucleotides. Its product is annotated as putative pentatricopeptide repeat-containing protein At5g37570. The record is from RefSeq and is a predicted model, not a curated record. Gene Ontology annotation, biological process: RNA modification. Gene Ontology annotation, molecular function: protein binding; RNA binding. Gene Ontology annotation, cellular component: intracellular membrane-bounded organelle. NCBI's taxonomy places the organism in Eukaryota, Viridiplantae, Streptophyta, Magnoliopsida, Solanales, Solanaceae.